This is a messenger RNA of Fulvia fulva, 213 nucleotides long. RefSeq lists its product as uncharacterized. The record is from RefSeq and is a predicted model, not a curated record. NCBI's taxonomy places the organism in Eukaryota, Fungi, Ascomycota, Dothideomycetes, Mycosphaerellales, Mycosphaerellaceae. The transcript is spliced from 2 exons. The coding region runs from base 1 to 213 and encodes 70 amino acids.
AUGGCAGACAUCGACAUAUACGCACUUGCGCACACUAGCGGCGACAGGGCUACAGCGGAGGAAUCUCAAGUCAGGAAGCAUGUCGAGCAACAACGAACUCGUGUGCGGCGGUCCUGGGCGCAGUAUCUACUAGAGAAUGGCGUACACUACGACGAAGAGGAUCUCUUUCCCCAUCUCGUCGGGACUGCACAGCUCAAGGGCUUCUUCGCCUAG